ACUUAACAUGGAGCCUCAGGACUCGACUUUGACUGAUGACUUGAACUUAUUUGGACAGGUUUUGUAAGUUAUUUUGUGGCACGGAGUCUACGUGGAUUACUCUACACACAUAGCCAGAGACAAUAAGCAGCAUCGCUCUUGCAAAAAAACCUGCAACAGAUUGGCUAGUGAAAUGCAUACACAGCACUCUGAUUGGACCAACAAACUGUCAAACAACACAGAUCGGUCCCAAGAAACACCUGGAGCAUCUGAUUCUACCAUCCAACACGACAAGGAGGACAAAGCAAUGGAUGGAGAACAUAUCCCCGAACGACCCCGACCAGGCUUUGUCCUGGCAGACUACGUCGUCUUUGCUGCCAUGCUGCUCGUUUCCAUGGGAAUUGGGCUGUUCCAGGCCCUGAAGAAGAAACCGGGUGAUGCUAAGGUGGAUGACUUCUUCACCGGUGGCCGUAGUAUGCCAGUCAUACCCGUGGGAAUGUCACUGUGUGCCAGCUUCAUGUCAGCUGUCCAGGUCCUGGGAGUGCCAGCUGAAGCCUCCCUCUAUGGUUUUAAGUUCCUAUACAUGUGCCUUGGGCAAACCAUCAACUCCUGUCUGACUGCAUACCUGUUCCUGCCAGUGUUCUACCGCCUUGGUAUCACCAGCACCAAUGAGUACCUCAAGAUGAGAUUUGGCAGAGAGAUGCAGCUGCUUGGAAGUGUCCAGUUUAUAGUCUCAACACUGCUCUACACAGGAAUUGUGAUCUAUGCUCCAGCCUUAAUCCUGAGCCAAGCCACUGGGCUCAAUAUGUGGGCAUCCCUCUUCUCAACUGGGUUCAUUUGUACUUUUUACACCACAUUGGGGGGCAUGAAAGCAGUCAUCUGGACAGACGUGUUCCAGAUCCUGGUCAUGCUCUCUGGCUUCAUCGCCAUCUUCGUCCAGGGCACUGUUUUGGUUGGUGGGCCAGCAAUGGUUUUGGAGAUUGCCAACAAUGGAUCACGAAUUAACUUUAAUGAUUUUGACUUCGACCCAAGGAGGCGAUACACAUUCUGGAGCUUUACUGUUGGCGGUACGCUGUUGUGGCUGUCCAUGUAUGGUGUGAACCAGGCACAGGUACAACGCUACAUCUCCUGCAGAACUGAGCGACAGGCCCAGUGGGCGUUGUUUGUCAACCAAGUGGGCUUGUGUCUCGUUGUAGGCAGUGCAGCCACCUGCGGCAUUGUCAUGUUUGCCUUGUACUCCCACUGUGACCCUUUGACGUCUGGAAAGAUUGCUGCUCCAGACCAGUAUAUGCCAUACUUGGUGCUGGACAUCUUUCAAGACCACCCUGGCUUUCCCGGACUUUUUCUGGCUUGUGCAUACAGUGGCACCCUGAGUACCGCCUCCACCAGCAUCAACGCUAUGGCAGCUGUUACCAUGGAUGAUCUACUGAAACCAACUCUAGCCAACAUGUCACAGAAGAGGUUGAUUUUAAUUUCCAGAGGGCUGUCUUUCAUGUAUGGGGCUGGAUGUAUCACGGUGGCUGCUCUCUCAUCCUUCUUGGACUGGGGAGUUCUUCAAGGGUCCUUCACAGUCAUGGGAGUGGUCAGUGGCCCACUUCUUGGGGCUUUCGUCCUGGGGAUGUUUGUUCCCGCUAGUAACAGGCCGGGCGUGUUUAGUGGCGUGGCGGUGGGCUUCUCCAUCUCCUUGUGGCUGGUCAUUGGAUCAACUCUCCAUCCUCCCAGUCUGCAGACCAUGGGAGUCCUGCCCACCUAUACAGAUCAGUGUCCAUCAAGUAACAGCACAGUCAACAGCAGCCUGGGCAUGGACACACCCUCCGCCUCCACGCCGCUUCCCCUAUAUCAACAUGGACGGACGAGUCUGCAGAACUUUUAUUCCAUGUCCUACCUCUACUUUGGUGCCGUGGGGACAAUUUCAGUGGUGCUGGUUGGGGUAGCUGUGAGCUAUGCAACAGGACCUACCAAGAGAAAUACCAUUGACCCUGGCUUGCUCUGGUGGGAUUUACAACAGAAAACCCUGGACAGUCAGAUGGACAAUCCACAGAUAGUGCCUCUACACCACUUGCACAAUGAAGAUGUUGGUGAAAAAGAGGCCCUGAGCGCUGCGCGGAAAACUACCUUAACUCAAUGUUCCCCAAUAAAGUAUAGAGAGCUUUGAGAGAAGAGAGGUGGACACACACACACACACACACACACACACAGUACCAGACAAAAGUUUGGACACGUACUCAUUUAAGGGUUUUUCUUUAUUUU
This is a messenger RNA of Oncorhynchus mykiss (rainbow trout), 2229 nucleotides long. RefSeq names its product solute carrier family 5 member 5 (gene slc5a5). Gene Ontology annotation, cellular component: membrane; extracellular exosome. Gene Ontology annotation, molecular function: symporter activity. Gene Ontology annotation, biological process: iodide transmembrane transport; sodium ion transport. The record is from RefSeq and is a predicted model, not a curated record. Lineage: Eukaryota; Metazoa; Chordata; Actinopteri; Salmoniformes; Salmonidae.